Messenger RNA from Cetraspora pellucida, 488 nucleotides. NCBI's taxonomy places the organism in Eukaryota, Fungi, Glomeromycota, Glomeromycetes, Diversisporales, Gigasporaceae. The record is from the annotation of a GenBank genome assembly.
AAGAACAACUAAACCUUAAUAAUAUUCUUAUUGCAUUGCAACAAAUACAGCAAGAAAACCAAUUGUUGAGACAAGAAAAUAUAGAUGUUCACAACAAACUCAACCAACUAAUGCAAGAAGAAGCUUUCAAUCAACUGAGAGAGUCUAAAGUUAAAUCAGCAUUGCUGAAUAAUUUUGAUGGUUUUAUUAAAGAGUUUAAAGCUACCUUUGGUAACUCAGACAAGAUCAAAAUGGCAGCCAACAGAAUCAGAAAACUCACCCAAGGGUCUAAAUUGGCUUCAAGUUACACUUCAGAAUUCCAUCAAAUUUCUAGCAAUCUGGAUUGGAAAAAAGCAGUAUUAAUCAACCAGUUUCAAACAGGGCUUAGAAAUGAUGUAAAAGACCUAUUACUCACUAUAAAGGACCCUACAACAUUGAAUGAUGCAAUAUCUAAGACAUAUCCAACUAUAGUAGGCCCAGCUAUUCUCAGAGCUGAUGCAAAUCAAUAA